AGUGAUUCCGCCAUUUUGGUUGCAACUACAAACAAAAAAAUAUAAAUUUAAUAAUAAAUGGAUAUUUACAUUACCUAGGGUUCUUAUAUAUUACAAUGGGGACGGCAGCUAGUACCUCGAACCCCGAAGUUGGCGUCCCCAUAAACCCAAGAGUGGAUUAUGCCGAUGAAAUGUCAAAACAGAAGGGAAAAAAACUGUUGAUUGAUGCUCCAGUUCUGGUUGAACUUGAACAUGGGACAGUACGCUAUAGGGACCCAGAGAAGCAACACAUAAUGAAGCUUGCUGAUAAAGACAAGCGUAUCGAGAGACCACAUGAAGGUCCAGGAAAGCUUCAGCAGAAACGAGGCUAUUUCUAUCAUGCCAGACUGAAUGACUUUAGUAAAAGUGCUGAUAAAACCAAAGAAGAUGACUACAAAUUCAAAUAUGUGUGCCAGGGACCUGUCAAAGCCAAACAGAAAAAACUCUAUUACGUAUUUGGAAAAGGUGCCAAUGCAAUGGCUGUGGAUAAGGGCAUUAUUAGGAGUACACAAAAGAAGCCACAGGGAAAAGGCUAUGUAUGGCAGGACAAUUUUAAACAACCCAACCAUGCAUACUUUGAUAUGACAUUCCUUCAGCAAGAUGAAGAGGGAAUCGCAUCAGAUGAUGAAGACACUGAGGUGGCUUCAGUUUUAGCUGAUGACACAAGUGAUGGGACAGGACACACUGUAACAAAGUUAAAACUCCACCAGGAAGACACUGUGCUGAAAGUGCAAGAACGUGUGGGACUUCAGGUGCUGAAACCAGCAGACCAUAUUCAUAUCAGCUUAUUAAAUAGAGAGUUAAAAAGUCAUGAAGUCAUUGGAGACUUAAGAAAACCAGAAGAUGGGAAAUGGACAAUUUACAGCAUUCAACUUGCCAAAGUUUGAGUUUAUUCCACAGAACAGACAAACACUGCUUAAUAUAUGUUAAAGUCAACAGAUCGAAGAGAAACCAUGCAAAGAAUUUACUGAUUGACAGUAGGCCUGAUCAUUAAUCAUAUGGUUUUUUAUAACACCAUUUUGCCUUGUUAAGACAGUAUAUGAUUCUAUUCUAAAUGACAAGAGCUGCAGAUGCUGUUGUCCCUUUGAUACGGGCUUGACACUUGACAGGUACAUCGACAUGUACACUGUAUUACUAUGAUGUAUGUAGGCCUGGGGAUAGCCUUUUUGACAAGUACAUGUAGAACACAGCAAAUUGCAAUAUUCAGGUAGCCAAAUGUGUAAAAGCUAGCCAUAAGCUAAUUGCCUCUACUAAAACCCAGCCCUUUGCUGAUUAUUGAAUACGUCCCUUGAACAUGUUGCUAAGGAGCGUGUCGUACCGGAGAUUCGAGGGAACACCAAUCAAAAUUUCCCCAAAAUCCAUUAGUUAGCGUUCAUAUAUGCAGCGUAAUGUCCAGUUAGUAUUUUCAACAAGGAUGGGAUGUCUAAGAGCAAAAUUGUUUCAUCACAGAACAUAUAGUAAUUGGCCAUUUAAUUCGAUUCUUAAUAACAGUUUUUCUGAAAAGUUACGACUUCACAAUGACGCAUCUGUGUACCUUUUAGAAUCAAUAUUUCACAUUUCAUGUCAAAAAUUUCUGUUGUUUUUAAAAUUUAAAUCUCAAAUAAAAUAAGAUUAAUGUGAGAAUGGAAUGAAUUACAUAUCACAAUUUAAUAGAAAAAGUAUAUUUUAUGAUCACUAUUCUAAUCUGCUGAGUUUUGACUCACAUAGGCAAACCUGUGACAAAAAUGCCAACUUGACGUCAAAAGAUGAUCUCCCAACAUUGGUAAUACAAAAUGCCACAUAGGUUAUCGCAAACAAUUUAUAACAACGGUUAUGAGCUUUUUCUGACCAUGAAAACAGGCAUAUCUUUUAGAAUCUGGUAGCGUAUGGGGUGAAAUUUCCAUGGAAAAGCAAAAAUAGAACGCCUCUUGAGAAAUCCUGGCUACAUGCCUGAGGCGGUAAGCUUGCAUAUAACAUCGAAACGAAAACGUGUAACGUAAUGGGUACCCGUAUUAUUGCAUACAAUUGUCUCCCUUAGUAGAUACCCGUUCAGCUUCAGUCUUUCUGUUUAGAACGGAUGUAUGUAGGGAUGAUACCAUACGUGUAUAUUGGUAAAUCUAUAGGUACAUCUUUAGCAUUAGCCUUGCCCAAGUCGGUCUCUUUUACUUUUCUUGAUUUCUAUUAAUUCAAGAUCAGAUAAGUAA
Molecule: messenger RNA, 2201 nt
Organism: Owenia fusiformis
Lineage: Eukaryota; Metazoa; Annelida; Polychaeta; Sabellida; Oweniidae
Source: the annotation of a GenBank genome assembly